This is a messenger RNA of Penicillium olsonii, 969 nucleotides long. The record is from the annotation of a GenBank genome assembly. Lineage: Eukaryota; Fungi; Ascomycota; Eurotiomycetes; Eurotiales; Aspergillaceae.
AUGCCUGGCUCUGGCGACGAGAAAUAUGAACGCCGGCGGCGCUCUGUGAGCUCCCACUCCGAUCACAACCGCGAACGUCGGCGACAAGAUGAUCGCAAAGAAGAUCACUACUCGAGCUCCAGGCGGCGCGAUGACAACCACCGGAGCUCUCGUCGAGACAGCUCCCGACGCAGGUCAUCGCGCAGUCCCCGACAAAGGACCGACCGCAGUGAUCGCGACCGGCGCCAGCGCCGAGAUCGAUCCAACUCGGCAGACGACCGCCGCCGACACAGGCACCGCAGCCACCGACACCGUGAUACGCGACACGAAGAUAAAGGACGCUCAUCCCGAAGACACCGCGAUGCACGAUCUCGCUCCCGCUCCCACUCCCCACGAAGAUCGCCCAGCCCUCCGCGUGCGUUAGAGCGUAGCGGUCCACUGCCGUCCCAAUCCGAUGCCUUUACGGAUGUGGCUCACCCGUCCGAUGCGCCUGCUCCUGAAAAGCAAAAGCCAAAUUUCAACUCUACGGGUAGACUCGCGGCGGAGAGUAAUACGGUCCAGGUGGAGGGUACCCCGGGGGGAAUUGUCUUAAAAUAUCACGAGCCUCCCGAGGCGCGCAAGCCACCCCCAAAAGAAGCUUGGCGCAUGUACGUGUUCAAGGGCAAAGACUUGCUGGAGACAGUCGAGCUUGGAGAGCGGAGUUGCUGGCUGUUCGGUCGAGAGCAAAUGGUGGUAGACUUCCCCAUAGAACAUCCCAGCUGCUCGAAGCAACAUGCCGUGCUACAAUUCCGGUUCGUUGAGAAAAGGAACGAAUUCGGUGAUCGCAUUGGCAAGGUGAAACCAUAUCUCCUGGACAUCGAGAGUGCAAAUGGCUCUAGUCUCAACGGGGAAACCAUUCCUGCUGGUCGCUACAUCGAAGUCAUGGAUAAAGACGUCAUUCGCUUUGGAUUGAGCUCACGCGAAUAUGUGCUCAUGUUACCUCCCAGUUGA